AUGCUGACACCGGCAACGGGCAACAAGCAGCCCCCCUCGCCUGCGGAAGCCACAUUGUCAACGUGUGACGCGACUGUGACGCCGAACGAUUUCCUCGCACGCGAUGCGCCUGCGGCGGAAGCGAUGCGGCAUCUCUCGGCUCCGCGUGCCGUGAAGCAGGCUGGACUCAAUGGCGUGAUGGCGGAAAUCGUCGUCGCUCGCUGCGUCUUCCGGCACCUCGACCUGUACUCGGCUGGCGCGCUCUGUGUUGCUUCCAUGGAGUGCGGAAAAACCGCGAGCAGCUUGUGCCUGCAACCCGAAUUCUGGGAAGGACGCGAGCAGGAGGGCUCUCGCCCAGUGAGCCCGAUGGCCUUCUUCGCCGCGAGCGCCUUCAUGCGCCUGCCUCCGCACGUGCUCACCACGGCGGCCUCCGGCCUCGAAGACAUGCUGCUUCGCGAAGGCGCACGAGGCCGGAAGUGGUACCGCGGGCUUGUUGGCGACGCCAGUCUCGUUGCGAUCGAGGCCUCUCUCGGACACAUCCUCCGCCGAAACGUGUCCUGGCACAGCUCGCAAGCGCUGAUUCAGGGCGCGUCGCCGUGGCGGGCUGAGGCGAUCGCGCGCUUCUUCCUGGCGUUCUGGCCCGCGGACUCGCCCUACCCACGGACGGAGUUCGACUCGGAGGUCUUGGCUGAGGAGUUUGUCCGGUUCUCGCGCGCCGCCGGCAUUGUCGGGGAUGUGAGCGACAUUGGCGUUUUCCGCGUGAUCAAAGCGGUGCUCGCCAGUGGCAGUGCCGGCGACGACGCUGCCCCGUGGGCGCCUGAGCCCAAAGCGGCAUGGGUCGCCAGCCUGCUUCUCUUCCCGACCCCGCCUCGCGCCGUUGACCCGGCUCUCACCUUUUCGCUCGCGGACGUUCUGCCGCUCGGCGCGAGCCUCGGCCUCAAAGGCGACGACUCCGAGGCGCUGGAGAAGCUGGUGCGCGAGCUCGGCCAGAGCUGCGACGUCCCGCGCGCGGCAGACGCGCAGCAAGCGCCGUCGCCGCCCCUCUCGGAGCACGACGCGGACCUCGUCGAGCCGCCUCCGCCACUCGAGUUCACCUGCCUGCCGUACGCUGGUUCCAGCGUCGCGCUGUGA
Emiliania huxleyi CCMP1516 is the source of this 1110-nucleotide messenger RNA. RefSeq lists its product as hypothetical. The coding region runs from base 1 to 1110 and encodes 369 amino acids. The record is from RefSeq and is a predicted model, not a curated record. NCBI's taxonomy places the organism in Eukaryota, Haptophyta, Isochrysidales, Noelaerhabdaceae. The transcript is spliced from 2 exons.